Messenger RNA from Camelina sativa (false flax), 2630 nucleotides. RefSeq lists its product as uncharacterized. The record is from RefSeq and is a predicted model, not a curated record. Lineage: Eukaryota; Viridiplantae; Streptophyta; Magnoliopsida; Brassicales; Brassicaceae.
ACCAAAAAGCAAAAACCAGAAUCAUAUCCAAAGAGAUUCCUCGGCUCCACUACUAUGAUACAGGAAAUGAGAUGAAUGGCUCAUGUGGAAGAAAGGGUGACACGUGGAGUUUAGUGGUUGGUGGAAGUGAGAAAAAAUACGUGGAGCAAAGUGAUCAGAGCAAGCAGGCUUUAAGAGGGAACUAUUCAUCAUCAUCUUCAUUAUGCAAAAAUGUGAAACUUGAAAAACUUGUAAAACUCUAAAAAUAGUUAUGUUAGUUUGCUAGGUUUCUCUCAUCUUGAGAGCUAGCGUUUGAUCAAUUCUGUGUUUCAUGAACAUUGAUUUGAUGGUUACGGUUACAAAUUGUUGAUUGUGAAGUUUUCUUUAUCAAAGGUAUCAGAGCUGUGUCAUCCUCGGAAUAUAUGGAGGAAACGCGAGCUGAGACGAAGGUGAAUGAAGCUAUGGAUCGUGAAAAGUCAUUGGUGUUGCGAUGCUCAAAAUGCUUCGAUUACACAUCGGCGAAGGGGAUAGUGAAGAAUUGGUGAACAUUGAGGUUGAUGUUGAGAAAGAAUCGUUCUCAGAUUCUGUAAUUGCUUCACAGUUUCCAGAGGUUCAAGUGACUCCACAACAAGAGUUGGUUCAAGACACAGUUUCGAUUGUGGAUAUUGAUACUGAGCCGGAGACAAAAUCGACUGAGCACAUGUCUCCAGUAGCGAUCUCGGAGGAAGAACUAAUUCCACCAUCUCAGGUAUCAAUUUCUACAUUGGAACCUAGCCUUCAAUUAAAUGCAUCAACGGUUGUUUGUGAGGAUUCCCAAUCUGUUUUUGGCUGUGCUGGUUUGUUUAAUCAUCAAGAAACGAUACUAAAAGCUUCAUAUGCCAAAACAAGGGAUAUGUUAAUUCAGAAAUCAACAAGUAUCACAGACAAUCAGGUUACACACCAACUGUUUGGUAAAAGGUCUCAGGCUAAAGAAAGACUGAAAGUGAAGAAAAAGAGAAAAGGCUUGAAGUCUUGGAGGUUUAAAUAUAAACAAGGGAGUGAGAGACUGUGGAGGUUACACAAUAGGGUGUUCUCCUUCUUAAGUUUGUGUGACAAUAUGAUUGAUAGGCUUGGAACAACAAGGAGGAGAAAGUUGUUUGGUGGACUUGAUGACAGAAUAUUUGGAACAAUUGUUAUUGGAGAAGCUCAUAAAGCACCACUAAACAGAGCACAGUUUAUGCAGCCUUUUGCGAUCGUGGAACCUUUCAAGAUAACCUGGGCUGUGCAGAGGAUUGGAGAAAGAGAGACUGAUGAGAAGCGUAACAGAAAACUUGUGAGCUUCUUUGUUGUUGGAGCAGUUCCUGAAGCAUCAUUGAUCGUCAAGACGUUUCGACAUAAGGAAAAAAUGGGAACAAAGAAGACAACAAGACGGGUUAAAUCUUGGAUGUUCAAAUUCAGAAAAAAGAAGAGUGGUGCAGGUCAUGGAAAACAAUCUGUGUAUGAUUGGAUAAUACUGGUGAUGGAGCAGCUGAUGCAAACGGGUUUGAUCAUUCAAGAACUCAUGGGAGAAAAUGUGCUACAACGGAGGAGACAUAAGACCUGGUCCAUGCUCCUUAGGGAUUGUUUCAAGGAAGAUGAUCUUGUGUAUCAUGAACCACUUCCAAUUUGGGCACUUAUCAGAUUCAAGUUCUGGAAGUUCAAAUUCUUGAACAGGAAUUUGCAGAAACCCAGUUUACCAACAGAGAAGGAUAUGGACAACCAAGAUGAGAUGUUCAUUGUGAUGAGUGUAUUAUUGCUGUUGAAUGGAAAUGAACGUUCAUUCCGUGAUAAGGUAUUGAUCCAACAGCUGGAAUGGGGAGAUUGUGCAGAGGAUUGGACUCAAGAAGUGUCUGUUGUCAUCUGUUUUAUCUUGAGGAGACAUUUACACUUGAGUUUUGAUUGUGUAGAACAUGUUUUAGCUAGACGAAAGAGGAAUCAUGGUCUUUCUCUUGGAUUACAGACAAGAUGUUUCACACAUUAUGCAGCAACCUGGGCUGUACAGAAGAUUGUGGGAAAAGUGGCUCCUAAUGUUGAGAGGUUCCAAAUCAAACACAAAUGGCGAUUUAAACUCUUGCCAUCGAUCAAGUACAAAGCAUCACUCAAGAAGGGACUGUUUCUGAAUUCUUUUGGUAUGGUGGUUCUCUUAGAUAGAGUGCAGGGUCCUACUGCUCACAGUCAAGCUAGAGACACACCGCUAAUAAAACAGUUCCUACUUAAUGAUGAGAGCUUCAAAAUAAAGCACAAAUGGAGUCAACAAUGGCGAUUUCCUUGCAACUUAGUUAGUUUCUUCUCUACAAACCUUGAGGUCAAGGUUUCUUGAAAGGGGGAGAUUUGAUACAGGAAAUGAGAUGAAUGGCUCAUGUGGAAGAAAGGGUGACACGUGGAGUUUAGUUGUUGGUGGAAGUGAGAAAAAAUACGUGGAGCGAAGUGAUCAGAGCAAGCAGGCUUUAAGAGGGAACUAUUCAUCAUCAUCUUCAUUAUGCAAAAAUGUGAAACUUGAAAAACUUGUAAAACUCUAAAAAUAGUUAUGUUAGUUUGCUAGGUUUCUCUCAUCUUGAGAGCUAGCGUUUGAUCAAUUAUGUGUUUCAUGAACAUUGAUUUGAUGGUUACGGUUACAAAUUGUUGAUUGUGAA